CAGCUGACCGGAGCCAUACCGGAUUCGCGCGUGAAUUGUUUGUAAUAAACAAUCUUAAAUUUCUGUAUUUUAGCUGUUAAGAGAACAAAGACCAUGCCUGCGGUGGAAAAGUGUGUGAUCACCGACUGGAAGCGCCUCUGGCAAAUCGUAUCCGGCAUUCACUAUGAGACUCCGCAAGAAAUUGUUUUGGAGCAGCUAAUGGAGGUGGUGUCAGAACUCCAAGCUGGAGUGCUCCAGUUCAAGCCCAAGAGCGCCUCAAACGUCCAGCUGAGUGCCCUGCUCAAGGAAAAGAAACAGGAAAAGCUGCUGCCCUUCACCGAGGGCCUCCAGGAGUUGCUGGAUCUGGAGUCGGCCCAGUGCUGGGAAAUUCUAUGCUACUACUUGACGCAGGAGUACCGUGGAUCGGCCAGCCUGCUGACCCAGCUGAUCUCCACGGAAACUAACAUGGCCAAGCUGCACGAGGACAUUCGACACUAUUACUCGCUAGAACGCAUGAUAGUCCUGAAGAUCAUAAAGAACAUGAUCGUGUUCCACCGCGUGGCGAACCAUCCAUACCACCAGGAGUACCGAAAGGUGGUGGAGAAAAUAACACUGACGCGUCUGCGUGACUCGUACCUCGAGCAGCUGGAGAGCCUCAUCGGCGAAACGCCGCCUAGGAAGCUCAUGGUGGGCGAGUGCUUCCAUUCGACGGAACGACUCGUUUCUUGGUCAGAGAGAAACGCCCGUGAGAUCAACGAAGUUCUGCAAAUCCUGCUUCUGCUGGCAGAGCAUCUGCCCAUGGAACUGGCCCAAAUCAAGAGAAUAUUUUCCGCCUGCAAGCAGCACUCCUUCGGCCGGAUGCAGAGCUACUUGGACGAAAACCAGUCCUACCAUUCUGAGCUUAUUCGUGGUCUGGCUUAUUCCGAGCUCGUCCUCCUCAUGAAGUGUUUUGACUUUGAAAACCCUCAGGACCACGUCGAUCUCAUUGAGAAAUUGGUCGAAGAUCUUAACGGGGAGAUCUCUGGCUUGCAUCAUCGCCCAGAACAUGGACCCCUGCUGCUAGUUUGGAUGCUGCUCCGCCUGCGUGGCACCAAUGAUGCAGAUGAUGCCUCCAGUUUGCUUCGUUGCCGCCAGUUAGGGAAAAAGGCUGCAGAUCUGAAAUGCUUCGUACAACUUCAUCAGAUUGCCUCCCACUCCAUUUAUGCAGAUGAUUCAAUAAUUUCUCGGAUUGCCCGAAAGACCAUAUACAACCAUCUAGGAUACAUGUGCGACUUGUUCGAUGGCGAUGGAAGUUGUGGACGUUAUGAGGGAAUCUAUGAGCUACUCUGUGAGCUCGUGGCCUGGCCACAGCUGGCAAAGGAAUUCUGUAGUAAUGAAGAUUAUGGACCACGAUCCCUGUACAAAACUUUGUUGGAACAGUUUCCGCUUGAGUUUACAAAUCUUGCCAAACUGGCCAACUCUUUGACCAAAGCUGGUCAGGGAAACUACAUCAAAAGACAGCUGGAAUCUCUGCCCAUUUUGGCCAUUCUUUACGAUGAAAGUGUGCACAAGCUUAGGGAAAUAGACACGGAUGAGUUUGAGUUAACGGCCAGUGUUUCUCCCUUUCCUCGAAUCGACUUUACCAUUCCAGCGGGCACCAGUUGCACAGCCGUUCAGCACCCAAAUGGUUGCUUCAUGCACUUCCGCACUCAGGUGAACUUUUUUGAUGCCCUGCAUCAUGAAAUAAACUGCCUUCUGAGGGAGACCGGCCAUUUGCAUGGGGACUUUGAGUCAUCUGAACGCAUUCAUCGCGUAGAGUCUGGGCUGAACUUUUUGGAGGGUGUCGUGAAGCGCAGCCAAGCCGUGUCAGAGAUUAGCGUUGAGAUGGUGCAUCCCACAGAGAUGUGCGUGGAUCUGUUGCACAAGUUCAAGUGUGUGCCGUAUCCACCAGUUCGUCUGCUUUCCACCUGCUUAAAUGUCUGCACAGCGUUGCUACCGUUGGUGGACCAGGAGAUCUUUGCGCGAGUCAGCAACCUGGACAUUCUGCCGACUGUCAAUUAUAGAAACGAUUAUGAUUUCAAGCGUUACGCCGCCGCAAGUGGCGUGGGCUUUGAGUCGCGCUUCCUUGGCUCUGUCAUCGAUAAUGUCGAAAAGAAGAACGAGCGAUACGAUUUCUUAAUCGCGUACCUAGGAUUUCUGCGCACCUACACCAAGCUAAAGAAGAAUCAGUUAAUACAGGUGGAGAUACCAGGAUUGUUGUUCCUUCUGAGGGACGUUUUUCCGCAUCUGCACUCCUGGCACUUUAGGUCGCAGGUGAAGAAAAAUAAGAUCUUCUUUGAAGUCUUGAGCUUUAUCUGCGACAUCCUUGAUUUGGUUGGAAACGGCGAAGAAACAAAGUGUGAACAGCGUGAUCUGCUCCUGAAGAUGUGUGUUUAUUCGCUGCUGAAUCUGGAGAAUGGUCUAAUCCUCUUGAAAUUUGUUGGAGUGGGCAAUGCCUAUGUCCAAUAUUCCAUGGAACUGGAAAGCAAUUGGAUGCAGCAGCAACCCCAUGGUCUUACGAUGCUGGUUCGACUCUCUAUGCGUAUUCUAAUGCAGUUGCUUCGUCUGAAGGACAAGGUUUAUGGACAGACCGACUCGCUGUCUCCCCUGGAGGCCCUGAUAUACACCCAGCCUAAGCAGAGAGAUACUCUGAGGAUAAUUCCCACAGUUUGCAGCUACAUGAACAACAUUUUCGACAGGUGGCUUCCAAUCUUAUCCUGCCGCCUGCUAAAGCGUAUCGCCCUGGAGUUUAACAUGUCCCUGCUGGCCUGCUUGGACAUGGAGGCGGACCAGAUUCGGCUAACAUUCAUGCAAAAGCUCCCCGACGAGCUAGAGAGCGAUUCCAUCAAGCUAGCUAUCCUGGAGCUGGUAGAUGCCUGCAUUGCCAAACAGCCAGGUGUAACCGAGGCCUUCUUCAAGGUCAACUAUGCCCAGAAUAAUCGGUCCCGAUCCUUUUUCGGCAAGGACUAUGCCCCCAACAUAGGAGAAAGCAUCGUGACAUACAUGAAGGAGUUCCUCGACGCCCUGGAAGUGGAGCCUCGUACCAUUCAACAAGCCUUGCCCGGGAAAAUAAUGAACAUCUUUCACUCGUUGUGGAAGCAUAACCUGCAAAUGCUGGUGGAGGAUCUGCUGAAGGAUAAGAACUUCUGGCAGAAACUCUGCGCCCCGCUCUUCAGCGAGCUGCAGCCCAAUGUAAGGAUCUACACGCAGCUUUUAAACAUCAUAUCCAUAGAAGUGUAUACGGGAAAUGGCAAGAAUGCACCCUUGCUGGAAGUCAUGACCAAGUUGUUCCAACCCAAGCACUUCGAGCCUUGGCUAAACUACGUGUUCGAUAUGCCAAAGGUGCCUGCAGUGACCCCAGUCCCCAGUUCUUCCGAUGAACUCCCCGACUGGAUAUGUUGCCUGCAAGCGUUUAAAGACCUCAUUGUGAUCAUGCUGAAGAAACAGCCCAAGUUCAUGACCAUUCCCGAGUCGCAAUUCAAGUUAAUGGCUCAAAAGUGUCUAAAGGUGCUGGUGGAUCGCUCUUUCUAUCUGGAAGACAUGCGUCCCUUCAUCAUGCUAGCGGAGCUCUAUGUUUUCCUGCUGCUCCAGUUCAAGCACUCAUACACCAACAGUGCCGAAGAGGAGCAAGAACUGAUGGAGCUGUUGCUGCAGCUCAUGAGCCGUAUCUGCUCCUGCUACGAGGACUUGCAUGUUAGGGCCAAGGAGGCCUGCCUCGCCAUCGUUACGAAGUGUGCGCAUCUCUACACGAGCUUGCUCAUUCGGGACACGUCCAUCGCCAUGCGCUUCCUGAACUCGGUGCUGAGCAUCAUUUGCAGCGAACUGCAACACAUGGAGAACUCCGUCGCAUUGGAGCAGCCAAUUUCCCUCAACAACUCCCAAGAUUCGGACAACAAAAACUCCAGGAAUUCAUUGCUGUUGUGUCUGAACCUCCUCAAGGCGGUGGCCACAAUAUUUCACAAUGAUGGUCCUGGAAACUGGGAUCUGCCCUUUGUAUCCGUUCGCCUGUUUCCACGAAUUCUUCGCUGCAUCUCUCAUACCUUGCCGCUGGUCAGCAAGCAGCUCCUCAGUGUCCAGCUGUUGGAUGUGCUCAUCGUUUUCGCCAAAAGCAACUGCUCUGUGGAGUUCCUGCACUGCGAUAUCGGCGAGUAUAUGUGGCUGCAUUUAAAGCCACCCAGGGAACUCUUGAAAUCCCAGCUUGACUUCAGCAAGCCACCCGCAUCGGAGGCCCAGCACUGGACAGUGGAGAUGUGGUGGCCCAUUUACGCCCGUGGCAUCGAGUUCAUCACCAUCAUCUACGAAAAGCAUAAGAAGUGUUUCCUGAACCCAACCCUCCAGUUUGUGGGAAUCCAUGAGGAUUAUUUGGUGGAUGCCCUGCAACUGAGCAAAAAGUCUCUUGAGCCAGCUGCCAUGCAGUUGAUCAAGGCAGUUGUUACCUUUGUGGCUUGUCUCGCCGAGGACCACAAGGAGUGGCAGCAAUAUGACGACAAAUCUUUGCAAACUAUAAUGCGAUCACUUCAAAGUCUGCUCUGCCAUAUAUCUUCCCUGUUCCAUCAGAAAAGGAACCUUAAAUGCCUCCUGGUAGGUCGGCGUUCGCAGUUGGAGAUUCUCCGAAGAGUCGAGGACAUCUCCAUCGACGAUGAACUAAUCACGGCUUGCAAUGACAUUACGGAAAUUAUAAUAUAUUGCACAAAGACCUUUUUGAAAUUCAGUCCAGAUUUAAUGGAUUUGUUGUGCAACAAUGUCUACCAUCCCCACAAAUGGAACCCCAUACUGGAUGUCAAGUUUGGGGCUCCAAAAAUGAGUGAAGACAAUGUGUGUCUUACAUUUGGAAUGGUGCUCAACAUGAUUAACAUUUACGUAAAGUCGUUAAAUAUGCAAAACCAUGGCUUUAGUGAGGUGCCUAUAAAUACCCUACCCACUGUCGAGCAAGGCGGUGAUACCACUGGGAACGAUGAAGCGGAUGGUACCCUUGGCAAUAAUAGCGAUCGUACGUUUUCCAAAUCUCUAUCCAUCAGCUCGAUUUCCUCGGUGUCUUGUCCAGCCAGUGAGCUGCUGUCGAACAUGGACGGCCAAUUGUGUCAGCUGGCACUGGAGCACUUGCUCAUGCUAGUGGCGUCGCAAGGCAUCUGCGUGAUCCGUUCGCCGGUGUUGGAGCCGCGCUGGAAGCAAAUCGUACGCCGGGAGAUAAGCAACGAGCUGUGUCUCUACCACGAGUUUGUGCGCCGCAAGGUACUGGUCGACAACCGAGACAACAAAAACCCCUACCAGCGACGUAAACAAGGCAUUUUUAAGCUCAAAUUUUCGGAUCCGGCCAAAAGUUAUGGAAUGCCCAGCUCGUCCCGCACCUCGGAUGUUGUGCGUCGAGCCAGCAGUACUACCAAUGAGCUUCGUGUCAAUGUGGUUCGCCGCCAGCAUCUACAACAGCAGCUGCGCACUCCGCCGCCCAACCGAUUCGACAUGAGCCAUGAUCUGAGUCCCAUAUCGACGACACCAAAUGCUGGCGCUAGAGGUAGCCCCGAAAGCCGAAAACGUUUAUAUCCUUCGACCCAAAUGGGGGAAUCCUUCCUGGAAGAUGAACUGGCCGCCAUUGAUCUUCAGCUCUUUCCCCCGCCGACGGAUCGCGGUUUUUGUGAGCAGUCGCAGGUCCAGCUGGUGGAAGAGGACUAUCUCCAUGUGAUGUCCUGCCUCUUCAAUGCGAUGCCUCAUUGCGAAUGAAAUGGAUUUUCUUUCUUUUGGUUUU
Drosophila bipectinata is the source of this 5740-nucleotide messenger RNA. It is a transcript of the gene Nup188, whose product is annotated as nuclear pore complex protein Nup188. Gene Ontology annotation, cellular component: nuclear pore inner ring. Gene Ontology annotation, molecular function: structural constituent of nuclear pore. Lineage: Eukaryota; Metazoa; Arthropoda; Insecta; Diptera; Drosophilidae. The record is from RefSeq and is a predicted model, not a curated record. Gene Ontology annotation, biological process: RNA export from nucleus; protein import into nucleus.